AUGGCCUCCUCCUCCCGCCGCCGCCACCGCGAUAUGGAUGACGACCACGAAGAGGGCGAGUACGUCUCCGGCGGCUACGAAUCCUCCGACACCGAUGAUGACCACCGUUAUGUGGUUCAGUCUCGUGGCGAGGAGGGACACUCGGAGGAUCGGAGAGGCCUACCGUCGCCCACGUCUUCAUGCGAAUCGGAUAGAACCAUCGGCGACGACGGCAACCCCAGUCCCUCCUCCGUCGUCGCGGCACCGGUGCGGGCGUUGGACUGUCACAUCUGCGGGAAGGAAUUCGGCAGCCCGAAGGCCGUGGACGGGCACAUGAGAGUCCACGACCCGCAAGGGCGCCAUGGCCAACAGCAGGGGAACAAGAUGAAGCGCGUUGUGGCGGUCAAUGGGGGCUGGGCCUCCACCGGCAAGCGAGGCUGGAUAGGGGGCAAAGCUGUCUCUCGGAACGCCGAACCGAACUACUCCAUGGCAAUUGUGGUUGCAGAGCCCACGCAUCCCUUGGAGCCGAUGCCCAUGGCGUCUGCAAGAAUCAAUCUUCUUAAUUCGGGUGAGAGAAGCAGCGCGCAGCCGAUACACAAUGAUGAGUCAACCGCCAUUGUGGUGGCAGGAGUCAAUCCUUCCACCGAGGCCGUCGUCCACCAGUCUGCUGCGCCGCCGCCAGCGGCGCAGCAAGUUCAAGUCGUCCACCAGCCCUCUCCGCCGCCUGCAGCUGAGCAACAUCAACUAGUUUAUCAGCCCGCUGCACCGCGGCGGGAGUACAGUUGCAAAGAGUGCGGGAAGUCGUUCCCGACGCACCAGGGGCUAGGUGGCCACGCCGCCGGCCACAUGAACAGGAGGAAGGAAGCCGAAGCUGCGGCCGCGGCCGCGGGAAUCCUCCAGGACGGCAGCGUGAUCCCCGCUGCUUGCCGCCGCGGCACCGAGUCGGAGAAGCGGCACGAGUGCAAGAAGUGCCACGAAGUGUUCGACAAAGGAGUGGCACUCGGCGGUCACAUGAGGAGUCACUAUACUGGCCCGCCGAUCGGUUACAGGAAGAAGAAGCGUUGUCUCGCGCCGCCUGUGGUAGUUUUAGCGCCACCACCUGCCCCGGUCGCCGAGGGCGUGGCAGACCUUAAACGUGCGCUGUCGAUCAAAGAGGGAGAGCCAUCGCCUGCACCGGCCGUGACUAGCAGAGUGCGUCUCUUUGGCGUCGACAUCGGUCCGCAGGUGCAAGCGCCAUCGGAGCAACAAGGCUCGGAUACGACAGUGGGCACGCCAUCGGAGCAACAAGGCUCGAGCACAACAGUGGGCACGCCAUCGGAGCAACAAUGCUCGGGCACGGCAGAGGGCUCGUCGUCCGCCGGCGGGCAACAGUAGGCGGCGGUGGUGGACGGAUCUCGUAUGGGCGAUCGUUUGAGGAAAGUUGAAGUUGUUUAGGAUAGUUACUCUUAAAUUAUGCUGCUCUUGAUU
Molecule: messenger RNA, 1446 nt
Organism: Phragmites australis (common reed)
Lineage: Eukaryota; Viridiplantae; Streptophyta; Magnoliopsida; Poales; Poaceae
Product: zinc finger protein ZAT9-like
Exons: 1
Coding region: 1-1353 (450 amino acids)
Molecular function (GO): DNA-binding transcription factor activity
Source: RefSeq, a predicted model, not a curated record